UCAUCUGCUUGCGACGCGCGUAGGCUGACUCGCUGUCCGUGUCCGGCUGGGUCGGUGUGGGUUAGGCAGUAUUUUUUCCCUCGCCAGAAAGUAGUGCAAAAUGUGGCGCCGAACCGUCGGUUGUCGAAUGGGGCGCAUGUGAAUCAUGAACGCACGGACUGGUGCACACACUUCCAGCGAAACAGCCAGCAGCAUCAGCAGCAGAAAGCGUCGUUCCCGGGUGUUCCUGCCAUUGCGCUCCACCUGUAGCGUUCUUUGCUGAAGUGCCUUAUUACGCCGCACGUGAACCAUGCUGACCAAACAGGCCUUCCGGACCGUCACGAUCAUUUUCGGCAGCUUGAACAUAUUUCUCGUGCUCUUCGUACUGAGCAUGGGGGCCGAACAGCUGCGGGUCGAUUGGCGUAGGGCUUUGUACGAGCUGGUGGUACCGUGCACGUUGAACAUCCUGUUCGCCAUGUUCUGGAUCAUUGGAGUCAUUAUGUGGCGUCCCGUACUGAUUGCGAUGUUUAAAUACUUCACCUACGUGCAGACGGCCCUGCUGGCCGCCGUCAUACUCUACUCGGCGUACUACAGCUACACGAAGAAGCUUUCGUCCAACAUGCUGACCCUGAUAUGCCUCUUAACGUCACUAUUCUUUCUCUCAAUGAUGGAGCUACUCAUCGCCAUCGGUACGGAGCGUGCGAUAGCGCAGGAACGAAAUGCCAUCCGCUUUAUGCAAGUGGGUCACGAAAUGACGGACUGGCGACACGUGUAGUCGGUCGAGAUGCUUCCUGUAACGAAAUGCCUUCCUUCUUCGUCUAUUUGUGUAUUUGUGUGUAAAGCUUUAGACCGUACCGUUUGGCCUCUAAAAAUCGUCGGGUUUUGCUGUUGUUUCGUUAGUCCAGCCUGUAAGGUGCCUUCAAACUGCCUGCCGAUGGAGGCGCAUGGUGCCGCACGAAAAUAGAACAAUAACGAGCUAGUUAGAUAUGUGCAAUCGUCUACCGUAAUACCUCUUGUCACAAGUGUGGCUUA
This is a messenger RNA of Anopheles nili, 1011 nucleotides long. RefSeq lists its product as uncharacterized. The record is from RefSeq and is a predicted model, not a curated record. The transcript is spliced from 4 exons. The coding region runs from base 290 to 754 and encodes 154 amino acids. NCBI's taxonomy places the organism in Eukaryota, Metazoa, Arthropoda, Insecta, Diptera, Culicidae.